Messenger RNA from Sinocyclocheilus grahami, 2016 nucleotides. Its product is annotated as kinesin-like protein KIF1C. NCBI's taxonomy places the organism in Eukaryota, Metazoa, Chordata, Actinopteri, Cypriniformes, Cyprinidae. Bases 170 to 955 code for a protein of 261 amino acids. The transcript has a single exon. The record is from RefSeq and is a predicted model, not a curated record.
AACUCAAUUCUGAAUGGAGACAGUAAUGGAUGACAUGAUUGUGUUUGUGUAGGAUAAUGACGAUGAAUCAGAGGAACUGCCUGCAUACGGCGAUCAGGGGCGGGGCGAUGAGCAGGAUGGGUGUGGCUCUCUGGAGCCCCUCCCCAAAGAGAAGCGAGUGUCACUGCUGAUGGAAGAAGACCCCGCCUUCCGCAGGGGCCGCAUGCGCUGGAUCAAACAGGAGCAGUUGCGUCUGCACAACCUGCAGCAGCAGCAGAUCACCAAGCGUCUGCGCAGAGGGGGCGGAGCCGGGGGCGGGGAGGGCGUGGUCCACCUUCCUGGAACAGGUCGCUUCAUUCCCCCUCAGGACUGCAAGCUGAAAUUCCCCUUUAAGAGCAACCCGCAACACCGGCUGUCCUGGGGCCCGAAUGUGUCCGUCACGGUGGAUGACCUCAAGGAUGAUCGCAACGAGGGACGAGGCCCCGCCCCCGGCGUGCCAUUACUUCCUCUACCUUUCCAAGUGCCGGUUGUCAUGCGCGCGCCCUCCCCCAGUCUCCCCUGGCAACCUCGCCAAUACAGCAAUGGUAACUUUGGCAAUGGCAACUAUGGCAACGGCAAUCCGUUUCCUCCGCAGCAACAGUGGCACUACAGGCGCAACUCACUGGACAGCAGCACCGUGCCUGGCAACCAGGGUUACUAUAGCAAUGGGCACCACAACAAUAAUGGCUCACAGCAUACGGGACGCGGUCGCUAUCGGCGACAAUCGCCGGGCCCUUGCACACGUGGGGAGGGGGCGUACAUGCAAAUGUACGUCAAUCAUCAGCGGCCCGCCUUCCAGACCUACCAGACUCUACCGCACACGCUCGCGGAUCAACAGCACGGCAAAAACCAAAAACCGCAGGGCUACGUCACCCCGCCACGCAUGAGACGGCAGUACAGCGCCCCCGACCUGAAGAGUAAAGAAACGCCCAUCUGAUGUGUGCGUGUGACCGUUGUUUUACUGCCGUUCACUUAUGAUGUCAUGAAUACAAGCCGUGUUGUUUUGAUAGUUAGUUAACAGUCUCCUGUAGGCAGACUAUCAGUAGAAAGAGUUAAUUCUGGCCAAGAACCGCCCACUUUAGACAGGAAGAGAGUGUCUGAGUGACAGUUAAGACCCGUUCGCAACGAGAACAAUAACUAUGACGAUGAAGGUUUAAUAUUCAUUCUAAAGGUGCGCUCACAUUUACUGUAGUUCUGCUAAUUUUUGCAGGCGAAAUCAAGUUGUUUUAAUAGGAAUCUACGGGAUUGGGUUAUAGUUAUCAUUCUUGGUGUGAACGGGCCUUUAGACUCCUGGGCAUCCAAUCAGAUUAGAGCUUGUGAUUUUUGGAAAGCUCUCAUUAUUUUAAGUGCAGUAUGCAUGUAUGGGCGGUCCGAAACUAGUUAACCCAAACUGACCCAAACUCUGCACAGUCGCCACGUCACUACUCCGUCUGUGUGUGUUUUUGCUGUUGUUCAGGAUCACGUACCUCUCCGCAAUGACUCGGCCCAGGACUAGUUUUGCAUUAGUUUUGGGUGUUUGUAUGUUCAGCCUCAAUGUGCCUUAUUGAGAUGCCAAUAACCUCAGAACUCACUGAAGGAAACGCCAUGGGAGUGUGUGAGUGUGUGUGACGCUGAUGAUUUACUGUGUGAGAUGUGAGAUGCAGGAGAAAUUUCUGAUGCCUGAUUCAUGGAUAUGGUUCUUUUGAACUGGUUCUUGCUAAUGAUUCAUUCACCUGAUUCACAACAGAACAACUCAAAUCACCUUAAAGGAAGGUUCCAGUUACAGUACAUGUUCAGAUGCUGUUCGUCACCAGCUAGAAUCAUUUGACUCACCCUUAAGUGUUUAUUUUAUUUUAGUCUUUUAACUUUUUUUUUCAUUGCAUUGCAGUAAUGGUCUUUAGUGUAAUAAACUGAGCCAGAUGAUCAAUGUUAAUCUACACAAGACUUCAUCCCACUCGUCGAUUCACCUCGUUUACAGCUCAAAUAAUGAACAUUUAAUCAGAAAUGUUUAAUCUGAGA